AUGCUACGGAACGUUUAUCAGAAUUGUUUGCCCUUUGGCAUAAUCUUUAUUUUCUUCCAGUUUGGAUUUGCCCGUGGUUCAGAUAUUCCUGAUGAAAUUGUCCCGGUAAAUGACGGUGAUACAGCCACGCUGCGGUGCAGGAUCAGUACCAACAGGCCAGAAGACUUCGAUAGGCUAUCAUGGACAAAAGAUGAUCUUCCAGAGAAGAUUGCCCGUAUCCAGGAAUGUAAAGACAUUCAAAUAUCGAACUCCUCGUGCAACAUCUUCGUUUCUACACCGGGAAAGUACUCCGUGGCAGGCGAUCUUGCGUCUGGUAGCAUUUUAAGAGUGAUGCAUGUGACGAUAGAUGAUGACGGGAUUUACACGUGUAAAGCAAUCAUCUUAGGAGGGAGCCCGUCCAAGCGCAUUAGGCUAGCAGUAUUGAGACCGCCAACUGAUAUAACUCUUCUAGAUAUCGACAAGCAGCUUGCACUGACUGAAAGGGAUGUGAUGCACGUUGUACGUAAUCGCGCGAACAGAAUCAAUUGCACGGUUCCCUCAUCCAAUCCCGAGGCGAAUAUCAACUGGUCUUAUGGUGACGUCAAUGUCAACGUACACGAACAGACCAAUCGGAGCGUAGGAUCAGACGUCCCGUUUAUGACGUCAACCAGAGCACUUGAUAUUUUCCCGACUGCAGCCGUUACUGGUACCAUGAUAACCUGCGUAGUAACGCAUUACGGACUAUUGAAAGCGCUUCAGAAGAAUUUCAUUCUCAAUGUUGGAAGUAUCAAGGCUAUCUACAAUCCCCGAGACAGGAGUGUUGACAUAACUCGGCCACACCGUGGACUCGACCCACUUCCCAUAGGUAUCUGUUUUCAACUCGUCCAAACAUCGUCUUCAAACUCUGCCGACCCUGCUCUGGAAGAAAGCGAAUGUGUGGGCGUUAAUGAGAGCGUACCCAUUCCACCUGGGUGGACUGUGAACAAAUUGGCCAUUGUCACUUACGGCAACACUGCAUUGAGUGCCCCAUCGGAGAUACUCGGUAUCUCAAAAGCGAGGACCGGUCUCAUUGUUGGUCUCACCUUAGGGAUACUGGUUUUCAUAGCUGCUAUUUUCAUUCUUUAUAAAAUGAAGAAGCGGCACAGUGGGAUGCAAAAGGCCCGAGUAAUGAGACAGCUACCAGCACAACCCAAACCGGCGAAAGAUGAAGGAGAGACAAACACUUCACCGGAGUACCACUAUGUGGAUGAUAGUCUCCAGGACAAGUACACAACGGACGACCUGUACGGAACAACAAAACAUUUAUACCAAGAGGGCGCCCUGCAGGCUGCACCAGAUACAGCCGAAGACAGCAGUGGCUACAGCAUGAAGAUCGCUAAAACAAAGGCGGGGAUUACGAUGUAUAAAUGCCUUUAGGAUGGCUCACCACAGGGAUAGCAGGAGGGUUUUUUUACAGGAAUUAGUGGCGUGAAGAAAAAUGUGAUGUCAUUUUUGUUUCAAAUAAUUUAUAAGGAUCGUAAAGCUGUCAUUAGGUAUAACUACCCAAUUCUCCAUUUUGUUCUCUUCUUUCUUCUUCCACCCACUGUCCCCAUUUCUUUGACUUCUCAUCCCUUUGUCACUACUUGAAAGGCGACUAGGCGGCCUCCCUGCCUUCCAUCCUUGAAGCCGUCCCUGUUUCAAUCCAGCAAGCACAGAUGAACAAAAGUUUGAGAAACUAUUGGGGGUUUUCUCUAAAAAGAUCAUCACCCUUAGAUAUUUUCAGUCAGCUUAAUUGUAUAUUUUACUUGUAUAUUAAUAGUGGAAAUGCACUUCUUUGAUUGAUGUAAAUUGAUUUAUAGUACUAAGAUCAAAGUGGAAAAUCAAAUAGACCGAAAAGCUUUUAAAUGAAGUGUAUAUAUAGAGCCGUACAGGAGAGCAGUGGUGUUCAGCAGGAAACAUUUACUUUCAACCGUUGAAUUCGUGGUUUUUAAGAAUGCUUUAAGGCCACCGUACACCUUACGAUUGGUCCACGAUCAGACUUUGGAACAAAUCGCAUUUUGCUCAUUCUCUGAAAAUGUAAAUGAAAAGCAUUUUUUUAAUGUUCAAAUUAACUGAAAGAAUAUAAAUAAACAAUUUUGGGUGAUUGCAAACCUUUCUUUCGGGGUAAAUGACAAGUUAGUUUCAAAUCGUAUAGCCCAUUGUACGAUUGAUAUGACGUUAUUACGACUAGAUAUUAUAUUCGCUUUUAUUCUAAUACGGAUGAUGGCAUAGUCACAGAUUUGAAAGGGUAUUCGUAUGAUGACAAUAAGAUAUUCCAUAUCACAAUGUUAGCAUUAGAUUUUAUUACGUUUUAUUCCAAAAUCGGGUUGCAGACCGAUCGUAGUGUGUUUAUGAAUUGAAAUUGCUUAAUUUUUUUUUUCAAGUAGGAGUUUAUUCCAGUAUAAGGCAAAUAAAAGAAAAUCUUAAAGUGUUAAAAUAUUUUCAUUGAUUAAGGUGUAAAAAAAUGUUUUCAACCAUCAUAUUACAGUGGAAAAUGCUAUUUAAUAGAGCAUUUUCGUAAUAUCAUUCUGAUUACGUUGUAUUUGACGUAGCUUGCUGUAUAAGAAUCCACCUUAAGGGAAAAUUGAUGAUGAUGACGAUGAUGAUGAAUUGAGUUGAAAAUCAAAUUGAAGAUAGUGAUUAUGUCGAGGAAAUGUAAUGAUCGUUAGGCUGAAAGAAAUGAAGUGUGCUUUGGUGUGAUAUUCAUUUAUACUGAAUAUUUGUUAAUGAUAAGUAAUAGUUUUUCACAAAAUUAUAACUUUCCUCACCAUUUUUGUUCAUUACUCACUUCCGUCUUGUCCGAUAUGUUUGCCUUCCAUUUGAGGUUUUGAAUUUUACCUACUUGCAAAAAUGACGAUCUCUCUUAUUGAAUAACUAGUGAAAUGGUACUUUAUUCAAUGUAAUUUAAAACUGAAAGAAAAUUGGUCUUAACAUUAAUUACGUAUCAGUUUUAACUCCAUUUUAUGUCUAACCAUAUCGGAGUCCAAUUACAAAUGAGACGUAAAAUACCUUUAAAAUCCGCACAAGGUAAAUAUUAGGUAGAGUAUCAAUCUUCUUCUGAAUUUGUUUGGCCAUGUAAUAUUACCUCCAUGACUGCACAUCCCACCCCUUCCCGGUCCUUUUCGAAUGAACCUACUGUUUUUAGGCCUACUUGGCGAAAGUUUUUUGAUGUACAGAAUUUUUACGCAGCGAUUAUGUUUUCCUACUAGAUUGUACGUGUUACACUGUGUUCUAUACAGAAAGGUUCUCUCCUCCCCUCCCCCCCCCCUUAUCUCCCUCUCUCUCUCUCUCUCUUCACUCAAUAUUCAAGUUCAGGGACCUGUUGCCAUGGUUGCGGAAAGAAUUGUAAUCAACCUUGAAAUUCAUUCGCAAUUUGAUUUCAGCCAAUCAAAGGCGCAUAUUAGUGCUAAUUGGGAUUCAUCUUUUUGAUUUGCAAUCUGUAACACAUCUAUUUCUGAAGCGGGACACUUGGGCUAAUGUAAUAAGAGACGCUUCCAUUAACAGACAUGCAUUUUUUUUAUAACACUGAUUUCAUGUCACUUUUUAAAGAUUUGAUUGAUGUUUGUAAUGAGAUAUCAAAUUGGAAGAGUCAACAACCACGAUGUUGAGUGAGCUUCGCUUCAUCAGUAGAAUUUAUUAUCUCGUGCACUGUAAACUAUCCACCCUUUCACACGGUAAAAAAUCGUAAUUUGAAUGCUGAUUCCAAAGAAGAAUAAGGCUAAUGACGAAUUUUUGCACGUGUGAAACCAAACCAGAAUAUGAUCACGAACGCUAAUCACAAUCACGAAUUCAAAUUCUACUCCGGAGGUGAAUUCCAGUUAAGUUUCACUCAAAUCACAGUUUUCGAGUGGUUCACCUUUCGAGUGAGCGUGUGAAGGGUCCGAUGAUUCUAAGGGCCUGAAAGACAAAUUGCAAUCACCAUUACAAUGAUGAUUCAAGUCUCACGUGUGAAAAGGCCAUUUGUCAUGUAAAAAUGGAUAUAAAAUAUUAGUACCACAAAUAUAUCAUGGCAAUCACGUAAUCAUGGUGUACAACUUCAAGAAAAAAGUACUAAAAUUUACUAUAGCUGAACAGGGGAGGCACGACUACUAUUCAUAACAUAUUUCCUUCAAAUAUAUCUCAAAUGUUUUUAAUAUGUAACUCCGUUCAUUAUCAGUGGAGCGUUGUGGCCCAGUGGAUUAGUCUUCUGACUUUGAAACAGAGGGUCGUGGGUUCGAAUCCCAGCCAUGGCGUAAUUUCCUUCAGCAAGAAAUUUAUCCACACUGUGCUGCACUCGACCCAGGUGAGGUGAAUGGGUACCCGGUAGGAAGAAAUUCAUUAAAUGCUUUGAGCGCCUAGGCAGCCCAGCUAAAGCCGGGAUAAUAAUAAUAGCAGGGCCCACUGGGAGAACAGUUUUCGGAACUGAAGUGGCUUCCCUGGGUAAAAAUACCUAUAUUAUUAUUAGAACACUCACUCUGAUGUAAUGAAUCUCAUUAUUCUAAGGUUAGAUCACGAAUUUUCCUAAAUUCAUUAAGGUAUUAUGGCCCACGCAUUAGGAAUAAUCUUACCAAAGAAAUUAAGUAGUCAACAACAAUUACAUUAUUUAAAUCUAAGUUAAAAAGAAUGUAUAUAUAAAUGAAUAUGCAAAAUAAUUAGUUUUCUUUUUUCUUGCCGAAAUCUCAUACUUUACCGCCCCCACCAUCAAUGUGCGUUUGCUGGUGUUUGUUGAUGCUGUGUGUGCAUUUUAAUUCAAUGUUAUCAUAUAUUUAAUUUAACAUAUUUGGAACUACAACUCACAGGUUUUUACAAACUUUUCUGUACGGUAGUUCCAUAUUUUCUCAAUAUUAUUUGUCCUUUCUAUACUUAUUGUAUAUGUAUCAUUUCUGUUCAUGCUGAGAAAAUAAAUAAAUUGAACUGACCUG
Messenger RNA from Lytechinus pictus (painted urchin), 4898 nucleotides. RefSeq lists its product as uncharacterized. Lineage: Eukaryota; Metazoa; Echinodermata; Echinoidea; Temnopleuroida; Toxopneustidae. The coding region runs from base 1 to 1395 and encodes 464 amino acids. Gene Ontology annotation, biological process: heterophilic cell-cell adhesion; homophilic cell-cell adhesion. The record is from RefSeq and is a predicted model, not a curated record. The transcript is spliced from 7 exons. Gene Ontology annotation, cellular component: adherens junction.